Pyrus x bretschneideri (Chinese white pear) is the source of this 2034-nucleotide messenger RNA. Its product is annotated as protein SOSEKI 5. Lineage: Eukaryota; Viridiplantae; Streptophyta; Magnoliopsida; Rosales; Rosaceae. The record is from RefSeq and is a predicted model, not a curated record. Bases 65 to 1405 code for a protein of 446 amino acids. The transcript is spliced from 4 exons.
UCUCGGUAACCAAACAGCUCUUUUCUCUGACUCCAAACUCUUUGUUUCUACAGAGCCAUCAGCCAUGGCUGUCACUUCCAGAGGCCGGCCCUCCCACCUCCAAAUCCCCAGCAAAUGGCGCGACUCGGAAACCAGUCCGGACCGGAUUAGUUCGGCCCAGACUGGUCCCAGUCUCCCCAUCACUCCCCAAAAAGUCCCUGUCGUUUACUACCUCUCCAGGAACGGCCAGCUCGAGCACCCUCACUUCAUGGAAGUCCCUCUCUCCUCUCCCCGUGGCCUCUUUCUCAAAGAUGUUAUUAACCGGUUGAACUUGCUACGUGGCAAGGGCAUGGCUUUGAUGUACUCCUGGUCUUCCAAACGGAGCUACAAAACCGGCUUCGUGUGGCAUGAUUUGACGGAGGACGACUUGAUACACCCGUCGCACGGCGACGAGUACGUGCUCAAGGGGUCGGAGCUUCUUGACCCGCCGCUGAACCAUCUGGCUCUCGAGGCGGCGUCGUCGAGGUCUCUGAGACCGCCGCCAGAGGCGCUGAAGUCCGCCGAAGAUUUCGAAUCUCCGGUGAUUUCACGCCGGCGAAACCAGUCGUGGAAUUCGAUCGAUUUGAACGAGUACAAGGUGUACAAGACCGAGUCAGUCGGCGAGUCCGCCAGAAAAGCGGCCGCCGACGCGUCGACUCAGACCGACGAAAAACGGCACCGACGUCGUGUUGUUCGAGACGAGCACGAGGAAAAAGGUCAAGGUCAAAGUCAGCGCGAGGUGAUUCGGAUUCAGAGUCAGAGUACGGAGCUGAGCAGGGGCGAGAUUUCGCCUCCGCCGUCUGAUUCGAGCCCCGAAACGCUCGAGUCGCUGAUGAAGGCGGAUGGGCGGCUGGUGCUCUGCUCGAACGGGGCGAACGAGGAGGAGGCAGUGAACCAGACGGCUGAGAUCUGUCCAACUGGGAAGAUGAAGGCGUCAACAGUCCUGAUGCAAUUGUUAUCGUGCGGCUCGAUCUCGUUCAGGGACUGCGGAUCCACGGCGGUGAGGGAGCAGGGGUUCUCGCUGAUUGGGCAUUACAAGCCUAGGCUGCCACGUGGCGUGACCGGAAAUCAGGUCGGGACGGAGAGCGUAAUUUCGAAUUUAGCGGGGGUAAAAUUGGAAGAUAAGGAGUAUUUUAGCGGGAGCUUAAUUGAGACCAAGAAAGAGGCGGUUCCGUCUUUAAAGAGGUCUUCUUCUUACAAUGCAGAUAGGAGUGCGCAGCUGCAAUUGGAGGAAACAGAGAAAGGUGGAGUGCGAGCAAAGUGCAUUCCCAGGAAACCCAAAGGAAUACCCACCAAGAGAGAGAUCAACCACAUCGCCUCUAGUAGUGAUGGUAGUUGUACUAGUAGUCAUGUAGGAGGGAGCAAACGACUCGAGGUUCAUCAAUAAGUUGCGGAGCUGUGUUACGGCCAGUCUUCUAUACAUGUCAUGCACACAUCUUUUUAGCUUAACACAACCAGAAAUUGGAAAAAUAGCGGAAUGAAUGAUAACGAGAAGCAUAGGCAAAAUACGCGGCGGCGGCAGCGUUUUAGGCAGCACAUUGCAUUUCACGGCACAAUGAGCGCAAGCUUCGACGGGGAAACAAAGCAUGGGGCGUGGGAAUCUUACGAAAGCUAGAAGAGUUGAAGUUGCGUCUUGGUUUCUAUGGGGGACCGAAGUUUGUUCCUUGAUUUAUGUGAAUAUUUGCUAAAGUCUGUGCCUUUGUUUUGAGUUUUUGACCUUAGGACAUGGGUAAUGGAAAGAAUAAUGUCCUAGGCAUCCAAAGCGCAUCGUUUUCGACCACCCACGUGAGCCAUGUUUUUGAGAUUGGAGAGGUAAUUGGUUAAUGUUUCCUCCUCCAAGAAAGAAAGACAUGGGGAAUUCGCUUGUGGUUCUUUAUGUAGGAGGCAAUUGAGGGUUUUGAGUGUGGAAUGAUGUAGAAAAGUAGAGGUGCUUCUAUAUAUGGCAUUAGAGAUAUGAAAUCACAAUUUCCAAUUGUCCAUGCUUGUGUUGAUCAAGAAUGUACCUCUUUUCCUUUC